AUGGCUGACGCAGAGACUGAUCAGGGGCUGAACAAGAAAUUAAACUUCUCCUUUUGUGAAGAAGAAGAUACUGAGAAUGAAGGACAGAUGACCACACAAGACAUCAGAGGGGCCCAGAGCCAAAAUCCUGGGAAGGAUGAAAGUGAGGAGUUGGAGGUUCCCAUGUCUCCCGCCAGAGAUGAACUUUAUACUUCUCCGAACAGAAAAAAGGAGAUUCCAGGUCCUGCUUUUUGGACAUCAGUUUCAGACUUCCCCAAAUGUCCAAAGACACCAGUAUUAUACAGCAAGAGCAAGCUGCCAGUCCCUACCAACUUCUCCACUCCCAAAAAUUCGCUGGGUCAGCCAGAGAUUUCUUUGCUAGAUAAGCUCUCUGCCCGAAGCUCAAAACAUUUGAGACUCACACCUGCUUCCCUCAUGGAUGAGAAGACCUCUUUGUCUCUGGUUAAUAUCAACCCAUUCACUCCGGAGACCUAUAGGAAAUUACUCCUUCAAUUAAAGGGCAAGAGGAAAACCAGAGACUAUCUUGAGGAAACUGGAGAAGGGGCAAGCAAAUCAAAACAGUGGCUACCUGCUAAGAAAAGUCUUCUACAAGAAACUAAUAUGACUUCCCGCUAUGAGAAAGAAUUCUUCGAGGUAGAAAAAAUUGGGGUUGGGGAAUUUGGGACCGUCUACAAGUGCAUUAAGAGGCUGGAUGGAUGCAUUUAUGCAAUAAAGCGCUCUGCAAAAUCCUUUUCAGGACUGUCAAAUGAUUUGGAUUUGCACGAAGUUUAUGCUCAUGCAGUGCUUGGCCAUCAUCCCCAUGUGGUCCGCUACUAUUCAUCCUGGGUAGAAGAUGGUUAUGUGGUCAUUCAAAAUGAAUACUGUAAUGGUGGGAGCCUGCAAGCUGCUAUAUCUGAAAAUGCUGCGUCCAAUAAUCACUUCCAGGAGCCCAAACUCAAAGACAUCCUUCUGCAGAUUUCCUUGGGACUUAAGUACAUCCACAACUCUGGCAUGGUACACCUGGACAUCAAACCCAGUAACAUCUUCAUUUGUCAUAAGAUGCAGAGUGACUCUCCUGUAGGCCCAGAAGAGGCUGAAAGUGAAGCGGGCUGGUUUCUCAAUGCCAGUGUGACAUAUAAAAUUGGUGACCUGGGCCAUGUGACAUCAAUCAGCAAACCUAAAGUAGAAGAAGGAGAUAUUCGUUUCCUGGCUAAUGAGAUUUUGCAAGAGAAUUAUCAACACCUUCCCAAAGCAGACAUAUUUGCCUUAGGGUUGACAAUGGCAGUGGCUGCAGGAGCAGAGUCAUUACCCAUCAAUGGUGACAUGUGGCAUCAUAUCCGCAAGGGGAACUUUCCAGAGAUUUUCCAAGAGCUCUCAGAUGACUUUUAUGGUCUACUCAAGAACAUGAUCCACCCAGCUCCAAAGAAGAGACCUUCCGCAGCAGCUCUGGCCAGAAGUCAAAUUCUCUGGCCCUUCCUGGAGAAGACAGAUGAACUCCAGAGACAACUGAAUUUGGAGAAACAUAAGACAGCCACACUGAAAAGGGAACUGAAAAAAGCUCAGCAUAUCCAGACCCCUCAGAGAGACAUCCACCAUUGUUAUCAUCAGGCCUGCAAACCCGAGAGCACAAGACACCUCCUGGUGGGCAGAGGGAGGAAGGAGCCCUCAUGCUUCACCUGUGGGGCAUCCUCCGUGUAG
Grammomys surdaster is the source of this 1677-nucleotide messenger RNA. It is a transcript of the gene Wee2, whose product is annotated as WEE1 homolog 2. The record is from RefSeq and is a predicted model, not a curated record. Lineage: Eukaryota; Metazoa; Chordata; Mammalia; Rodentia; Muridae. Gene Ontology annotation, biological process: mitotic cell cycle; protein phosphorylation; regulation of meiosis I. Gene Ontology annotation, molecular function: non-membrane spanning protein tyrosine kinase activity; magnesium ion binding; ATP binding. Gene Ontology annotation, cellular component: nucleus.